UAUUUGACCAAAGCAAUUUUCCCAUCGACGUUACUUCCAUAAGGAUAUGGAGAUAAUUUGAUGCGCCGUCGUAACUUUGGAAUUGGAAUGACGCACGAACCUAUGCAUUGAAGUUUAUAUACCGUACGCAAUACCAUGAGUAGCAAUUUUUGCAUUUAAUUUAGAUAAGAUCGCGUAAAGAUUAGUAUUGCAUAUUCUUUAGCAAUAGGUUUUUGCCAAACUGAAAAAAAUAGGAUAAAACAAACAUUAAUUGCACAAUGCACUAAUUUAUUCUGACGCUCAAUAGAUUACGAAUUAGGAUGGAAAAAUACUUAUUGGCAUUGAGACAGUCAGUCAAUAGUUUAUUUUAUCACAUACCAAAAGUACACAGUAGACAAAAAUAAAUACGAAUCACAUAUAAGACAAUACUUUCAGUGUGAAGGGAGGCGCGAUAAACCAGAAGAGGUUAUCGAGCAGCGUCACCCUGGGGGAGUGAGUCUAAAAAUUAAAUCAUAGUGAGAAAAAAGUCAAAUAGGAUACUAGCAAAAGUCGUGAAUAAUAAAUAAAAUAAUAAAGUCGAAGACGGCCUUUUUACACAUUUAAGUGACCGAUAUCACGGUGUCACUCUAGUUAAUAUGAGAAAGCGACUCCAGACACCACUGGUCGAGGUAGCCAUGGUAACAGCAGUUGGUUAUUGAAUAACAAACAGAAAGAUAAAGUCGAGAUAGUUAUUCCAAUCGAAAAUUGCGGAAAUAGUGUUAUAUUUUGACGCCGUACCGAGUACGGCAUAGGAGGGUAGAGACCGCCGGAAAGUAUAAGUGAAUUCAGUAGCACUCAGAAUUUGAGUGAUUUUCAAAUAUAAGCUCGUAGGUCUCUACCGAAGCUGGAGGCAGAUGUAUACAUGAAAAUGGUGACAAAAAUGGGCAAAAAAACAAUAAAAGGCAGGCUGUGGAUCGAGUUGAAUAUGACCUUGAUGGACACAAAGCAAGGAUAAAAUAUGAAACAGCGACUUGGAAAAUUCAGGCAUGAAAAAUACAAAGAUACGGUUACUGCGUUUUCAAUCGGAGUCGGGAAUGGAAUAUCUUCAAACGAAUUACGAACGAUCGCAAACGGUGGCACGGGAGACGACAGGGUUUUUACUUUUAGUGGUUUCAAUGAAUUGCAAAAGCAUUCUUCAGAUUUGAUAACUGUUCUCAUUAUUUCGGCAGAUCUGAUAUGGAGUUCAUGGUCAUCUUGCUCAACAUCUUGUUCACCUGGUAUUCAGAUGCGAACAAUUACUUUCCGCAAUACAACGAGAACACUAAAUGGAAGCGCCAUUGUUAAUCAGACAAAAGCAUGCAACGAAGAUUUGUGCUCGCUCUACUAUGACAAUGACUUGCGAUGUGCAGGCUCUGGUAUCAUUCCCAACCAGUGCUCUGUGGAUGUAUUCAGAAAAUGUCUGCUGAAGAAUGUUAAUUGGGACGAAAUAGGACAAGAUGAAAAAAUAUUUGAAUCACCAGUUAAAGGACUGAGAAUGAAACUCAAACAAAUCAAAUCACCAGGAAUGAACAUAAAAUUAGUGAAUAUAGAAAGAUAUGACGCCAUGAAGCCUUAGGAAGACCAUGACAUGAAUAUAAAGUUGUAUUAAAACUGCUCAUUCGAUAAAUAUUCAUAACCAUGUUAAUAUUUUCCACUGAUUAUGUUUCAGCAGUCUGAAAACGUUUGUACUUUUGCAUUUCUGUUACGACUCUAAAAAGUUUACAAGUUUUUCAUUUGUCUUAUGAUAUUUCGUUUUCCCAUAAGUAAACUAUUUUGCAAGAAAUUAUAUGAAUAAUAUAUAUAUAUACAUCUGUUCAUUUAUUUCAACAUGUUAUCCAUUAAACAAUGACAGUGUAUCCACUGAUA
Molecule: messenger RNA, 1863 nt
Organism: Styela clava
Lineage: Eukaryota; Metazoa; Chordata; Ascidiacea; Stolidobranchia; Styelidae
Source: RefSeq, a predicted model, not a curated record